Messenger RNA from Notolabrus celidotus (New Zealand spotty), 1629 nucleotides. Its product is annotated as S-antigen protein-like. Lineage: Eukaryota; Metazoa; Chordata; Actinopteri; Labriformes; Labridae. The transcript has a single exon. The record is from RefSeq and is a predicted model, not a curated record. The coding region runs from base 1 to 1629 and encodes 542 amino acids.
AUGCUGCUACAGGCGGGGGGGAGAGAAGCUGCUACAGGCAGGGGGAGAGAAGCUGCUACAGGCGGGGGGAGAGACGCUGCUACAGGCCGGGGGAGAGAAGCUGCUACAGGCGGGGGAGAGAAGCUGCUACAGGCGGGGGGGAGAGAAGCUGCUACAGGCAGGGGGAGAGAAGCUGCUACAGGCGGGGGGAGAGAAGCUGCUACAGACGGGGGGAGAGACGCUGCUACAGGUGGGGGGAGAGACGCUGCUACAGGCCGGGGGAGAGACGCUGCUACAGGCCGGGGGAGAGAAGCUGCUACAGGCGGGGGGAGAGACGCUGCUACAGGCCGGGGGAGAGAAGCUGCUACAGGCGGGGGGAGAGAAGCUGCUACAGACGGGGGGAGAGACGCUGCUACAGGCGGGGGGAGAGACGCUGCUACAGACGGGGGGAGAGACGCUGCUACAGACGGGGGGAGAGACGCUGCUACAGGCGGGGGGAGAGACGCUGCUACAGGCGGGGGAGAGGCGCUGCUACAGGCGGGGGGAGAGACGCUGCUACAGGCGGGGGGAGAGAUGCUGCUUCAGGCGGGGGGAGAGACGCUGCUACAGGCGGGGGGAGAGACGCUGCUACAGGCGGGGGGAGAGACGCUGCUACAGGCGGGGGGAGAGACGCUGCUACAGGCGGGGGGAGAGACGCUGCUACAGGCGGGGGGAGAGAAGCUGCUACAGGCGGGGGGAGAGAAGCUGCUACAGGCGGGGAGAAAGACGCUGCUACAGGUGGGGGGAGAGAAGCUGCUACAGGCGGGGGGAGAGAUGCUGCUUCAGGCGGGGGGAGAGACGCUGCUACAGGCGGGGGGAGAGACGCUGCUACAGGCGGGGGGAGAGACGCUGCUACAGGCGGGGGGAGAGAAGCUGCUACAGGCGGGGGGAGAGACGCUGCUACAGGCGGGGGGAGAGAAGCUGCUACAGGCGGGGGGAGAGAAGCUGCUACAGGCGGGGGGAGAGAAGCUGCUACAGACGGGGGGAGAGAAGCUGCUACAGGCGGGGGGAGAGAAGCUGCUACAGGCGGGGGGAAAGAAGCUGCUACAGACGGGGGGAGAGAAGCUGCUACAGGCCGGGGGAGAGACGCUGCUACAGGCCGGGGGAGAGACGCUGCUACAGGCGGGGGGAGAGACGCUGCUACAGGCCGGGGGAGAGAUGCUGCUACAGGCGGGGGGAGAGACGCUGCUACAGGCGGGGGGAGAGACGCUGCUACAGGCGGGGGGAGAGAUGCUGCUACAGGCGGGGGGAGAGAAGCUGCUACAGGCAGGGGGAGAGAAGCUGUUACAGGCGGGGGGAGAGAAGCUGUUACAGGCAGGGGGAGAGACGCUGCUACAGGCGGGGGGAGAGACGCUGCUACAGGCGGGGGGAGAGAAGCUGUUACAGGCGGGGGGAGAGAAGCUGUUACAGGCAGGGGGAGAGACGCUGCUACAGGCGAGGGGAGAGAAGCUGUUACAGGCGGGGGGAGAGACGCUGCUACAGGCGGGGGGAGAGACGCUGCUACAGGUGGGGGGAGAGAAGCUGCUACAGGCGGGGGGAGAGAAGCUGCUACAGGCCAGUCAGAAACUCAAUUCUCAGAGUCCUCUUUGGAAGGUCUUGAUCUGUUUAUAA